Tachysurus vachellii is the source of this 3705-nucleotide messenger RNA. It is a transcript of the gene arhgap10, whose product is annotated as Rho GTPase activating protein 10. Gene Ontology annotation, molecular function: GTPase activator activity; protein binding. The transcript has 23 exons. Gene Ontology annotation, cellular component: cytoplasm. The coding region runs from base 446 to 2764 and encodes 772 amino acids. The record is from RefSeq and is a predicted model, not a curated record. Gene Ontology annotation, biological process: signal transduction. NCBI's taxonomy places the organism in Eukaryota, Metazoa, Chordata, Actinopteri, Siluriformes, Bagridae.
AGGAAAGGUCGCGCGUGCAGUGGGAGGAUCUUCUCGAGCUGCUCAUUCUGUCAUUGCGAAUGUCUGGACGACGUGGACCUUCAACUCUACACUAACUUUAUUUUCUUCUUCUACAAAGUGUUUCAUUUUAUGCAAACUAUAAAGCGAACCAGUUCUAAUCCGUAUAGACGCGGGUUAGGUUUGUUUGUUUGUUUGUUUGUUUGUUUUCCCCUAGACAAACACUUUAUUUAACUUUAUUAUUUAUAGAAAAAGAGUUCAUGUAGAAAAAGCUGUUGGACUUUUUUUUGGGGGGGGAAAAAAACUGAAAAAAAUAAAGCUGAUGUAGAGUUAAACAUCCGGAUCUUUUUGGGUUAUUUGUUUUGUAGCUGGGCGUCUUGUUAAUAGACGCCUAAGAGUGAAUUCCAUCAGAGUUAUUUAUUAAGAAGGGAAUAGAAAUCCAAUAGAAAUGGGUUUGCACCCGUUGGAGUUCAGUGAGUGUUACCUGGACAGCCCGACUUUCAGGGAAAAAAUCAAAGCUCAUGAAGCAGAGCUGGAUAAAACCAACAGGUUUAUUAAAGAGCUUUAUAAAGACGGGAAAAAUCUCAUCAACGCCACUAAACAGCUCUCUCAGGCCCAGCGUAAGUUUGCUCAGUGUCUGAAGGAUUUCCAGUUCGAGUACAUCGGCGACGCAAAGACUGACGAUGAAAAGUGCAUCGAUGAGUCUUUACAGGAGUUUUCCGCCUUUCUCAGAAACUUGGAGGAUCAGAGGGAGCUGAUGAUGACGAACAUUACAGAGACACUGAUGAAGCCUCUAGAGAAGUUUCGGAAGGAGCAGCUCGGUUCAGCCAAAACAGAGAGGAAGAAAUACGAGAAGGAAACUGAGAAGUAUUACACGUCAUUGGAGAAGCUCUUAAACAUGUCGGCGAAGAAGAAGGAACCACAGUUGCAAGAGGCAGAUGGAGCAGUGGAGACGAUGAGGCUGCACUUUCAGGAGGAGUCUUUGGAGUAUGUGUGCAAGCUGCAGGAAAUCCAGGAGAGGAAGAAGUUUGAGUGUGUCGAGCCUAUGCUGGCUUUCUUUCAGACCAUGUUCACUUUCUACCAUCAGGGAUACGAGUUGGCCAAAGACUUUGAUCAUUACAAACGAGCCCUGCAGAUCAAUAUUCAGAAUACACGGAGCCGUUUCGAGGGCACUCGUUCUGAAGUGUUUGAACUGAUGAAGAAGAUAAAGGAGGCUCCACAGGACUACAGACAGACCAGCCGCAUCAGCAGCGAGGGCUAUCUCUACGUACAAGAGAAACGUCCUCCUCCUUUCGGCUCCAGCUGGGUGAAGAGGUACUGCACCUUCGUCAAGGAACAGAAAAUCCUCCACAUGAUCACGUACGACCCCAAAUCCGGCGGCAAGUGUGGUGAAAACGAGUCUGUUACACUGAAAUCCUGCGUGAGGAAAACUACAGACACACUGGACCGCCGAUUCUGUCUGGAUAUAGAGAUUACAGACCGCCCCGCCAUCGUGCUCACAGUCCAGGCACUUUCUGAAGAUGACCAUAGAUUUUGGAUGCAGGCGAUGGGAGGCAAAGAGCCGGAUCACCAUCUUGGGAAAAUAUAUUCAAAAGAAAGCGGAAUCGACGCGCAGCUGGACGACGUGGGUGUGAGUUUUGUGAGGAAUUCCAUCAACGCUAUUGAGGCCAGAGGGAUCAAUGACCAGGGCUUGUACCGAGUGGUUGGGGUCAGCUCCAAGGUGCAGAAACUUCUCAGUCUGAUGAUCGAAGAAAAGAAUACUGAAAUAGACUUGACCACGUGUGAAGACUGGGAUGUCAAGACCAUCACUAGCGCUCUGAAACAGUUCCUGAGAAGACUUCCCGAGCCGUUAAUGACGUACGCCCUGUAUAAGGAGUUCAUUGUCCUUGCGAAGUGUGCGAGUCCGGAGUCCCGCGUUCAGGCUAUCCACUGUUUGGUGCACAGGCUGCCGGAGAGGAACCGAGAGGUGUUGAGUUUAGUCACCAAACAUCUUGCAAAUGUGGCAGACCACAGCAAGCAGAACCUGAUGACGGUAGCGAACCUGGGCGUGGUGUUCGGUCCUACCCUCAUGCGGCCUCAGGAGGAGACCGUGGCGGCCAUUAUGGACCUCAAGUUCCAAAACAUCGUGGUGGAGAUUUUCAUAGAGCAGCAUGACAAGAUAUUUGGAGAUGCUCCGAGCGAUUGUCCGUCUUCAUCUCUCUCUCUGCUCACCGCUCCAACGCGUCAGUCUAAGAAGCAGGCACGCCAGGGCCGCCCGCUGGCUGUGUACAACCCUCUGGACAUCCACACAGUGUCUCCGUCCUCUGAGAACGUCUCUCCGACCCCCGAUGAAGCCUCUCUGAGCAGUAACGAGUCCGUAUCCUCGCAUUCCUCCACGGGGUCAACCUCAGAAACCCCUCCGGAGAAAACCAAGAAUCCCCAUGGCAACACCGCGGCCAACCCCCAGAACUCUGGAGGGGGCUCAGGUAUGGCAUCGUGGAUGAUCUCUACUCCUACUUGUUUAACACCUCAGACUGAAGCUGCAGACACAGAAGCAGCAGCAGCCGGAGCACAGACGGAUAAAUGUGCAGAAAGUGUCACUCUCAUGAAAGCCAAGGCUGUGUACCCCUGUGAAGCCGAGCACGAUUCCGAACUCUCCUUCCAGGUCGGGGCAAUCUUCCAUGCUGUGACUCCAUCUCGGGAACCUGGCUGGUUGGAAGGUGAGCUGGAGGGCAAACGAGGCCUCAUCCCUCAGAACUACGUGGAAAUACUACAACAAACGGACUAAGCUAAAUCAUAUCUACAUACAUACAUACAUACAUAGAUACACGGGAAUUUAAUAUACAUGGUAUCCAUGGUGUGCCCUUGACCUCUUCCCCAGCUUACUUACACGAUCUGCUGACACAUCCAGGAUGUUUCUAGGAGUCGACUUGCUCCUCCAACCGUUUGUGUCGUUUUAAUAGCAGAAGCCGCGUCACAAGUUAAAAACUGUACAUAUUAAAUGUGUUUGAAGGGUGUUUUUUUUUCUGCAUGUUUUUUAACUAGCUUGGCUUUAAUGCAUGGGUGUAUAAAACUAUUUUAUGUUAUUUAACUGAAGCAGUUCCUUUCAUUCAAGUGUGUUUGUUCAAAGUGAAUAUUCGUAUAUAUUCGUGUGUACAUUAUAGAAAUGUUCAAGCACUCCCACACGCCAGCGUCCACCUCAAGUGUUUGUCCUGAUGAUUGGUUUUUCUCGCCAUGUUUUAUUCUCCUGAGGCUUUUUUUUUUUUCUUCUUUUUUUUUGGUGCUUUGACGCCGUCCAAGAAUCUGGACAGAAUUUGUGUGUUUUUUUUUUUUUUUUUACAGUGUGUACAGUACACGAUGAAAAGAUUUAAUACUAUGAACCCAAACCAUUUCAAGAUGCCUGUAAAUGCAGCAUUGCCAAGUCUUGUACACACAUUUAUGCAUCCUUAUUAUUAUUAUUAUUAUUAUUCCCUAAACACCGUUAAAGCUCAAGUGCCUCCAGAGUCCUUACGGACGUUCACAGUUUCUCACGCAGCACCGUUUUAAUUUCUUUCUUUAUUUCGUUUUGUUUUAUUGUCUAACAGUGUUUUCUUCAUACGGUUUAUAUUUGUGACUGAGCUCCGUGGCGCUUGUGUAAGACAGUGAUUUAUGGCUCGGCACCGCUCUGAUUUUCGUCUUGUUGGAAAAGCUGUCGAUCGAUGUUAAACAAAUAAACGCUUUUUAGUCCUC